Molecule: messenger RNA, 2340 nt
Organism: Radiomyces spectabilis
Lineage: Eukaryota; Fungi; Mucoromycota; Mucoromycetes; Mucorales; Radiomycetaceae
Exons: 10
Coding region: 343-2094 (583 amino acids)
Molecular function (GO): ATP binding; ATP-dependent protein folding chaperone
Source: RefSeq, a predicted model, not a curated record
CCGUCACUUUUGGGUUUUUUUCCACAAUGGGCCCUUUAUUUUUUCUCUUACGCUGACAAGAUUCAAACACCGACAAUACAGACAAAAAGGCGAGCGUGGAUUUUCCUUUUGAUUCUUUCUCGCGUUCUGCGUUGGGAGCCGUAAAAGUCGAGGUGAUGGUAAACCACAAUAGAAUAGUUUCUAUUGAAGGUGGCAUAUACAGACCAUCUUUUCCAUUGACAGCUAAAAACUUCGUUUUGUACGUAAACGAUUCAUUGAUGGACGAAAAUAGCAUUUUGCUUCAUCGGACACCCAGUGACUGUCUCCGAGCGACGUUUGAAUUCAUGCAAUCAAAAAAGGCAAAUGGCCAUGCAACAGUGUUCUGUAGCCACCUUGAUGUCGACGGAAUCAACUUGCAGCACUUCGCCAUCCGAGCUCGAGACAGUCGGCAUAAAGUCCUUCGUUGCAGAAGCCGAGGAUGCAGACUUUCGGUAUCCAGUCACACUAGCGCUUGAUUUCGGCACUACCUAUUCUGGGUGCAGCUACGCUUUCGCGCAUGACGAUGAAGUGUACGAUAUCAUCAAAUGGCCAAAACACAGCGGUUUUUAUGCCAAAGUACCUACUGCCCUCUAUUAUAAGAAAGACAGCUCUCGAUUGCUGGACUGGGGGAACGGCGCACGGCUCCGAUCAUUCAAGCCUGUUCAAGAAGGAUCGCUUGUACAUCAGUUCAAGCUCUGGUUAGCCGAUGAUCUUGAUAACAACAUUCCUCCCUUACUCGAACACCAAUCCGCUGUCGACGCUAUUGCCGAUUAUCUACAUCAUUUUCAUGAUCAUAUCAUGGAAGAGCUGAUGAGAACGUUUGCACAAAAUUAUUCUCCGGAUCAAUUUCGCUAUUGCGUGACUGUACCAGCGAUCUGGUCCGACAAGGCUAAAGCGGCUAUGCGGGAAGCCGUGAUCAAGGCUGGCAUAAUUGAACGUGAUGAUGAUCCUCGUCGCCUUGUGCUUGUCAGCGAGCCGGAAGCGGCUGCGCUUUACUGCGAGCAAAAAUACCACGCGUGGAACCUCGGUCAUCAAGAUAAAUUCAUGGUUCUCGAUGCUGGAGGCGGCACCAUUGAUUUGAUCGUCUACGAAAUUGACGAUGACACUAGCGACGAGCGAACACUUCAUGAACUUACAAAAGGUCACGGAGGAUUAUGUGGCAGCGCCUAUAUUGAUCUCCGUAUGUGUGAGUUGCUCAAAAACAAAUUUGGCGAUCAUGCCGACGACAUGCCUCUGUGUACUCUUGAAAUGAUCAUGGAUACAUUCGUGGAGAAAAUCAAGCCCAACUUUGACGGCAAAGAAGAUCAGUACCUGGAAAUACCUGCCACCGCUUGCCAAUUCAUUGAACCGCAUUUAUUAAACGAGGACGGAUGCGUUGUGUUGGAAGUGCAAGAGUUGGUGGAAAAAGUGUUUGAUCCAGUCUUUAACGAUAUUAAAGUACUGGUUGACGAGCAAAUCGAACGAGCAAACACAAGCAUCGACGCCAUUUUUCUGGUAGGCGGAUUUGGCUGCUCGGAAUUCUUGUACGAGACAUUGAAAGCGCACGUUGCUUCAAGAGUUCCUGUACUAGCCAUGCCACCCCGCCCUGAGCUAGCGGUAUCUCGAGGCGCCAUUUACCAUAUGCUUAAGCCGAAGAUGGUGCGCACAAAAAUACUGCGGCGCACUUAUGGUGUGCGCACACGACUGCCUUUUGAGGAAGGAUUGGAUCCUGAAAGCAGUGCUGUGAUUACUUCAGACGGUGUAAAACGAUGCUCGACGCGAUUCGAUAUUGUGGCUGAGAGAGGAGAACGGAUCCACGUCGACAGCACCCUACGCCGAUCUUUCUGGGUUGUCUAUCCAAAGCACACAGAAGUGGAUCUUUAUGUCUACGACGGUGACGGUAUUCCUCCUCGACAUAUCACGGACCCAGCGAUCCAUAAAAUUGCCGAUUUUCCCGUACGAAUUGCACCAUUAAGUGGUGUCCAGCCAGGCGAUCGCAUUGACGUAACCGUUGAUUUUGUCUUUGGACAAACAGAACUAAAAAUUCUCGUUUCCUUUCAAGAACGACGUCUAGAAUUCACAAUAAAAUUCGAGUAACGCCGCUGAAGAACAAAAAGGCGGUUAGAAUCAAAAAGUGGCAUUUAUACUUCUUUCCCAGCAGCCAAUCAUAUAAUAGACCCGGAUGCUUGAGCACGAAAAUCAACUGUGGAGGAUGGUCUGGCUCAGGUCCAAUGAGUGCCGUAGGUGAGGAAAAUCAUGUUUUUAUGUUUACUCCUAACGCCGUAUAUAAGAGAAGUAGGCUUAAGUAAGCAUGAGUUUGCAAGUGAAGAAGCUAUUUACACA